AUGAAAACAAUUUUUGGGGGUGGAGGAAGGGACUGAAAGCUAACUCUCCAGACACAAGCAUACAUGGGCUGGAGAAAUUAAGAAAAGGGAUUAUAGUUGAGUACAGUCCAGAGUAUGUGGUUACUAAGCAACAGGACUUUAAACUCUGUGUAGAAAGACAGCACAUUGACAUACCUCCUUUUCUCUCUUUCUAAGGAGGCAGUUUACAUUUGCAUCAUUUUACUAGCGAAAGAAGUUCUGUUCUUCAAGGAAAGGCUUUUUUCAUGAAUAAAGGGAGAAAAUGCCACUGCCGGUAACCCUGGAGCCAGGACCCACAUACUUCUUUGACCAGCUGAAAUCUAGAACAAAAGAACGGGGCAAGAAACUACCAGAAGAACUACCCACUGAUUUCAGUUCACUCACCACAAAUUCUCAUCCCACGGGCUUUAUUCCCAGCCUGCUCAAAUGCAGGAAUCCUGGUUGUACAGCAGAACAUGUGGAAGGAAAUGAAGACAGUUUCUUAAAAGAUGAUACAGCAAGAAGAGAGAAAUAUCCAUUUCUGCCUCAGAUAUCUGGCUCUUCCCUGUGCAAAACUAGCAGUGAAGCUCCCAGCUCAAAGCUCUCUCAAAUGCCUUCAAUCCUUCCAGCAGAUGAAGAAAUACAGCCAAGCCUGUUGGAUGAGUAUAAAUACAUGGCUCCCACCAUCUUACAUGAACUUGGAGAAAUAUUGCAGGUCUUUGCUAGCUAUGACAUUAUUUUCCCUCAGGGAAUUGUAAAUCUCCUGAACUACAGCUGGAAGGAGCUCACUGAAGGUGCUGAUUACAGUAAAAGGCACCAGCAGUCCCUAAGGUACAAAAGCAUAAGAUCAGGGAAAGGCCAAGCAUCAGAAGAUUGUGACAAGAUGGCACCAGGGUCUGAAUAUAUGGAUCAUGAAAUGACUCAAUGUGCAAAAGCUUGGUGCAAGAAGAGUGUUUUACCUGCAGAUUGUGCAAAGGAAAAAAGGAAUCCUAAAAUGGCACCAAAUAAGCCUCUAGGAGACAAAGCUCCUGUUACACAACAUGAUAUCCACUUACCUGUCACAAUCAGUUUCUCACUGUCAUCUAAACUGUCUGAGGAAAGAGGUUGGAGUUUCCUGCAUUCUGACUCUAAGUCUGAAGAUCUUGAAUGGAAAGUGCCUUUUGUCUGGGCGGUGGAGAGACUACGACAAGCUCAGAUACAAAUAAACUAUCAGAUAUCUAAGCUGAAAGAAGCAGGAUUUGACCGACCAGUCAUUCUUCGGCAUUAUGGUGAUACUGUGACAGAAAAUAUUUCUAAGAAAUUUAAGGAGCGGACCUGCAAGACCUUAUUUGAGCUGCUGAAUGGAAAACCCCAAACACCAGCAAUCAAGCAGGCAGACCCAGCAUUACGAAAACUACAUUAUGGGCUGAUUGAUGGCUCAUCUUUGAUUUACUAUCCUUCUGGUCAUCCUGCAGUCUGCCAAAGCUAUUCCGAUCUCCCAGGUGGUGGUGUGUACACCAAUAUAUUCACUGCCUCUCCAGAUCAGACUAUACUUGGAACCUUUACACCUUUUGGACAUGGCAGUAUUUGCCUUCAUAACAGUAACAUCAUAGCAAUGAUGUUUAAUCAGGAAGGAGGCAUGGUGACUAAUACAGAUGGAGAAAUAGUCAGAGAAUGGAUAUGGCCUCAGGUGGGAAAGCUUAGUGAUCCACUUUUAAUGCAGGUUAAUGACUACAUCACUGUGAGGAUUGCAGGGCGCUUUGCUAUUAGCUUGGUCUACAAGUGGCAACAUGAAAGCGUGCGGUUGUCUUUGUCACCACUACAAGGUGUGGCUCUUCCACAAUUAGAAGAACUGGGCCAGAUACGCACCAGAGUUAAACUUUCAUCCAAAUCAGCUAAAGAAUUCUCUAAAGUAAGCAGGAAAAAAUUGAGAGAGAAAGAAACAAAGAAGGUUCUAAAGAAAGAACCAAAGUUAUCAGAGUUGGUGAAGACACUUGAAAUUCCAGAGGAGAACAUAAGCCAUAUAAAUGACUUCAGUGCAGCCAGAGAAUUAAGAAAACUACAGCGGAAGAUCAAGACUAUUUUGGAUGACUGGCUGGAACAUUAUCGAAUGGCUUUUGAAAUUGACUCGCCACACAUUCACAAAAUGCCUGGCCUUCCUCAGAGAGCUUUAAGAAAACGCACAGUGCAGUCUGCAGCUGCUUCCCUGGUUACCUCAAUUGUACAGAGAGCACAAGAGAAGAACAGAGAGGACAGUGGAGCCCACAAGUCAGACAGCUCUCUUCUGCUAGCUCGUUUUCAAUCAGCUCCUGCUCACAACAUGCAGGGGGAGCUGUCGCCUUAUUCUCCCAGAAUUUCUUCUUUAGUAAACAGCAAUAUCAAACCAGAUCAGCCAAAUGUGCCUCAGUUCAGUUUAAAUAAAUACACCCCUGUAUUACAGAACUCCUACGUAUCUGGCGAUAAGCUAUUGUUUACAUCCCACAGUACUUGCCCUAUUGUCCUUCGGAGAAUACUGGUGGGGCAGGAAGGAAAGAUAUGCAGAUGUAGUAAUCAUCAGAUUCCAUAUGUAUCAGACCUGGAGUAUGAUCACCUUAUUAACAACCAGAUGUCUGCCCUGGAACAAAUCAUGGUGGUCUGUGUGUCUUCUUCAUUGAAAACAAAUGGGGAUCCAAGUGAAGACAAAUUAGAGCAGCUCCACGAGAGGAAGAACAGGAACCGAAGUAUGCCAUGUAUUCAGGGUCGCCUGGACUCCUAUCGUCUCCUCAAAUAUGACAUCACCUCUGCAGAUGAAUUUACCGGUCAUAAAGGUUCAUUACUGGUGCAAAGGCAUAAUGUUGUUCCCGGCAUGUUUUUGAUGUACAUUCAAGGAAAUCUGCUCUUUGCCAAUUAUAUUUUCAAUGGAUAUAGCAAGUCAGCUAAAGACCUUCAAAAACAAAUAGCAAAGACCAGGAGUGAUUACCGUAUGGGCUACUGUCUACCCAAAGAUUUCAGAUUCAGUGAUGGAGUGGGAGAAAACUGAUGGAGCAUCAAUCAUCACACAGCCAAUAAGACUUAGGAAAUCAGUUGAUUGCCAGGUGGACCUCAUCUGGGAACUGGCAAAUUAUAGGCUUUGUGGACAAUCACUAAGGAGGAUGUGAAGAAGGGAGUGUUUCUGGUCACUGCAUGUAGGGGUUGGGUCAGGAUUCUAAGAAAGAUCAAGGGCUUCGCUACACAGCAAGUUACUGCAUAGCAAACCAGGAUGUGCAUCUAGAGGGCACCAGCUGCUCUGCUGCACAAUGGAAGUCCCAGAGUGUGGCAUGGCUUACAAUGCUUUCAAGUAGUAAUACAGCAAGCUCCAAUGUGGGAUUUUUACUGUGCUGUAGCAGUGUCCACACAUGACAUUAUUGCUUGGCAAGCUUCUGCACUGUACUGGCUUGCCAGGCAGUAAAAUGCUGUGUAGACAAACCCCAAGUCCUGACCAAACAGCCUGCUUCCCCAUCUUUGAUACCCAUAUAUUCACUGCUACUGAACUUGUCAAUUUAGUGUGUGUAUAGUAACUGAUCAUUCACAAUAUGUUGUGGUAAAGGCUUGUUCAUCAGAGAUCAGAUCCGGGGUCUUAAAUGUUCAGCUGGUAUUUAAAUAAGUGCCGUUUGCCAUUCAGAGAAUAUAUUAGACCAGGUGGCAAUCGCUGAAGAUAAAACUAGGUUUUAUUUUGAUUCAACAACUUCUUGUUUUGCAUAGCAAUGAAAACAUUUAUCAAAUAAAUCCUGUUGAAUAUAAAUACUUUUUUCCCUCCACCAAGCCAAAUAUUUUCUUUCAUUUCAUCUCAUCGCAGCAGCUAAACAUAUGGGAUAGACAGACAACUAGUCCUCAUUACAAUGGGAAAAUAAAGUUCAGUAGUUGAAAAGUUCAUUGACUUGCUUAUUUGCAAAGAAAUUAACAAAACUGUGAUGCAAUUCUGCUAUUCACAUCCAUCCAAAAUGUCCAAUGAAAUCAAUAAAGUGUUGAGUGUGCAAGGAACACAGGCAUAAGGUGCAGCUUGGAAACUCAAUAAAACCAGUUAGUCUUGACCUAGUCCAUCAGUAUUUCUCCUUAUAUGUGGAUUAGUUGAUUAGUCUGCAGUGAGGAGUAGGAACGAUUUAUCAGGAGCUCAAUUAUCUUAUUACUGUAACACCAAUAGAGGGCUUGGCAAUUGCUGAUCUUGCUUCUUAUUGAUACAAAGAUGUUCUAAUCUACUUUUAAAGUUGUAUAUUGUUUAUAAUUCACCAAACCCACAUCCGUUAGUGUAUGGUUUUUCACUUUAUGUUAUAUAAAUAAAAAUAAAAUAAAAAAUGGUGUUCAUCAAUAAUAAAUAUUUCUAUCAUAGAUAUCUGUCUAUAUUCAAGUGUUUACUUGCUACUAUGUCUGUAAAACUUAAGGGCAGAAAUUAGAUGGGCUAUCAGAUUACAAUCAAAUCUAGGAAAGUGAGUUUUGCCUUUAGGAUUCCUUCUAGCUGGGUCUGGUCGAGAAGAAAUACCUUCAACAUUAUUUAACCAUACAUAACUGUGUGCUCCUCCAAAACUUUAUGAAGGCACUAAUUUUAAAUGGGAUAUGGAAAAUGUAUUUGCUGUCAAUUCUACUCACUGCAGAGAACUCUGGCUACCAAUAUUUAAUGUGGAUGUCAUGCUAAAUACAAUCAGAUUUAAAAAUUAAUCAAAACCUAAAAUGUAAGAACUUUGUUCUUAUUAAGAUCUCAUUCUGCAGUUAUCAAUCAAAGAACACUGAUCAGCUUUAGUUCUCCAAUAUGCACAAUAUGUUAACACAGUGCCUGGGUGCUAAUGCAGACCACUGUACAGUAUAAAUUUGUAAAAUGCAGCAAGAAAUGUAGAUGGUCAAAAAAUCUAAUCAACUGCUCAAGAGGCUCGAGCUUGAAAACAAUGACUUUUCAACAGACAUCAUCAUGAGGAAAUUUGGACUAUAAGAGUCUAUUUAUAGGUAGCUGGGAGCAAGUUAUCAAAUCAAAGGAAGCCAUUCUUUGGGUGCAGUGGGCUGUUAACCAGAUUUUUCUGCAGGGAGGAUAUUAAAUAAAUAGCCAUUAAAGUAGAUUACCCACUAGUACAAUUACAUGUGGCAUCUUAAAUGGAUGCAAAUGUAAGAGUGUGUGUGUGUUUUUUUAAGAACCCACUAGAUAAGUUUGCCAAUUUUAUUUGCAUUUAAUAGUCAAUUGAUUUACUCAUAUAAAAUUUGUAUUUCUUUUAACGAUGAUGAAAGCUAAGAUUGCUUGCUCCAUAGGUUCACUCUUUUCUCACACAUGUUUAAUCCCAAGUGCUCAGCCAGAGUCUGUUCUUUGGGUCUUUUGCUCCUGAGGUCUGCAGUAAACACUGCAGAAAUUACUGGCUCAAACGAGAGAUAUGGGGUGUAUUUUUGUAGCUAACAGAGCACCUAGCAGCUCCCAUUAACUUCAGCUGAACUUGUGAGAGUAGUGAAAAUCAAGCCCCAGAUAAUUUUGUAAGUAUUUAUCACAAUAGUUUAGAGUGUUGUUGUAGCUGUGUUGGUCCCAGGAUAUGAGAGAGACAAAGUGGAUGAGGGAAUAUCUUUUAUGGACCAACUUCUGUUGGUGAGAGAGACAAGCUUCUGAGCUUACACAGAGAGCUCUGUGUAAGCUUGAAAAUUUCUCUCUCUCUCCAGUCAUUUAAAGGAUAUAGGAUUCCAUUACCUGGAUUUAGGAAAAAGAGAUAGCAAUAUUGGGAUACACAGAUGGUCAUGAGAUGCUGGUGGCUGAGCUGAUGGAAAAAGUAUCAGUGAAAAAUAAAAUCAGAUAAAAGGAAGAAUUAGCUUGAAAAAAACCAUCAGGGCACUUGGUGAACUUGAGAGUCUUAAGUCAAGGGCAAGGAAGACUUUCUUCUCAAGUGGGAAUGACAAUGUUCCACACACUCCCAGUCUAUUUAAACCAGUUCUAAAAUUAGAAAGACAACUGGUAGAAAGACUACCAUAGAGAGAAUUGCAUCAACGGUUCCAUUUUCUCAGUAGACCCCUUUCAGGUCUGGAGUAGAACUGACUCCACUACCAAAAGGGAUGCUUAGCUGCUCAGUACAUCAUGGCUGAGCAGAGGACUAUAUUUCCACAAUGUAUCCUAGGCAUCAUUCAUUCUACAGCCUCCACCCACAUACGCCUACACAAGGGUGCAGAAUACACUAUCACAGGCAAAUAAAGCAUUUAAAGACAUUCCCCUCCCUUAAUCAGAGUGCAAGGGAGCAGAAGAAACAGGGAGAAGACAGCAGAGGAUACACUGUGUAAACCACGAUCCUGAGCCACUUACUCCGUCUGUUACAUGUUAAUAUUUCCCCAUUUAGGAGCUAUGAAACUUCACAUAUUAAACCCAGUGUUUCCUCAAAAUCAAUACCAGGGGAGGGAGAAGGUUGCAGGGCAGGCUUGGUCUUGUUACAAAAUGACCAAGGGGAUGUUGUCUCAGGUGCGGGAGCAUCCAUUGAGCUCCCUUUGCUCCACAUUCCCUCAUGGCAACCAAUACUCUCAGGAACUUUACAGCCAUUAAGUCUCUGCUGAUGGUUGCACCAU
Messenger RNA from Dermochelys coriacea (leatherback sea turtle), 6510 nucleotides. RefSeq lists its product as uncharacterized. The transcript is spliced from 18 exons. The coding region runs from base 281 to 2995 and encodes 904 amino acids. The record is from RefSeq and is a predicted model, not a curated record. NCBI's taxonomy places the organism in Eukaryota, Metazoa, Chordata, Testudines, Dermochelyidae.